Mesoplodon densirostris (Blainville's beaked whale) is the source of this 900-nucleotide messenger RNA. Its product is annotated as double homeobox protein 4C-like. The record is from RefSeq and is a predicted model, not a curated record. NCBI's taxonomy places the organism in Eukaryota, Metazoa, Chordata, Mammalia, Artiodactyla, Ziphiidae. Bases 1 to 900 code for a protein of 299 amino acids. The transcript has 3 exons. Gene Ontology annotation, molecular function: DNA binding.
AUGUCUUCGAAGGGGCCCCAAGAUGGCCGCAGGCGCAAGAGAACCAAGUUCGACAAAAACCAAUACAGGAUUCUUAUUGAGGCUUUUGAAAGUGAUGCUUACCCUGAUAUUAAUGUCAGAAUAGAUCUGGCUAAGCGAACCCAGAUUCCUGAGCCGAGAAUCCAGGUCUGGUUUCAGAACAGGAGAGCUCGAGUUCUUCUGAAGAACACCCAGAAGCAAGAGGCACAACCCCCAGUUCCAAAACCUAUUCAGGGAGGAGUCAGUGUCCCAGUUCCAGGAUCCAGUCAAGGUGGACUCUGUGCCCCCGACAGCCCUUGCCAGCAGGGUCUUCUGGUGGCCCAGAGAGAUGCCAGUUUUUUUUCCUGGAAGCCGGAAGAUGCUUCUGGUCAAGCUGUGUUUUGGGGGUAUGCUGGUGGCCUGGGUGUGAAUAUGGCCUCUCCUGACCUGCAGACCCCAGCUAAUGAGCCUUCUGGAGACCUCCACUGGUCUCUCUCCUCGGGCUUCAGCCCCAAAGUUCUUAACGCUUCCCAACAGUGCUUCUCACAGCUGGAAGACCGCAGUGCAGAGACGCAUUUGGGGGACCCUGGACAGCUCCUGGCACACGGGAACUGGGACCUGCAGUGGUGCGGGCAGCAUCCUCCCUCUGGAGAACAGCAGCCAUGGUGGAGCUGGCAGCCUCCGCCUGCUGUGGAGUCAGAGGUGGCACCCCAGCAGCUGCUGUCCCAGAACCCGGAGGCCUGGGCACCACCGUGGUCCUGUUCGCCCCUUCUGCUCACUCCAGCAUCUUCACCCCCUCAACCCUCUCUGCCCUGGGAGCCCUGUUCCCAUCCUGCUUCUCCUCAGCCCUAUCCAGUGAAGGCAUCUUCCAGCAUCGGGAGCCAUUUCCAUCCCUACGUCUGA